AUGCAAAUAUUAACUUUGGUCUGUUUGGUGUAUGUUAUAUUCAUAGACUCUAAUUCAUCUUCAUCAAUAUAUCGAGAUUAUAUAUUAAAUUUAAAUCAAUACAAUGUUUAUGUUGAUCAUUAUCCACGUCGAAAUCAUUUUAAAAAUACUAAUUUAUGUUCUUAUAUAACACGUACGGAUCAAACGUUAACAUCAUCAUCUCGUUUACAUUUUCAAUGUCAACAACCAUUGCAUGGUCGUUUUGUUUAUAUUGAAGCAAAUGGUAUUAGUUACCGUUGGAAUAAAUUAUUUACUGCUGUACUUUGUGAAGUAUUUGUUUAUGAGCAGUAA
This is a messenger RNA of Adineta steineri, 330 nucleotides long. The record is from the annotation of a GenBank genome assembly. Lineage: Eukaryota; Metazoa; Rotifera; Eurotatoria; Adinetida; Adinetidae.